GUGUGUGUCUGUGAGUGUGAAUGUGUGUGUGUGCAUGUGAGAGUGGGUGGCCCCAGUGACCUGGCUAAGCUCACCACCUCCACCUGGGCCCUCUAUCCCCAACAUGUGUACCCCUCUCUUCUGCCCCGGAGCCUGUGCAGCCCGGCCACGCUGCCCUGGAGAGGUCUAGAAAGCUGGUCAGUAACUUUGCAGACGGAUGAGCUCUGAGCAGCCAGAGGAGACUGGGGCUGUCCGCGCAGCCCCCUGUCCUGCCAGUUUGGAUCCCCUCGCAGGGUCCUCCUAGACUCCCGACCAGAGCCCUGACCAUGGACCCCUGACGCGGCUCCGACUUCCUGAGUUCAGUGGAGACCUCCCCACCCCCGGCCCUUCCUGCCCCUCCCGCCGCCAGCUUUCAGGCUCCCAGAGGGAGGGGUGGGGAGGGGGUCCUGGGCUCACGGGGCGGGGGGCAUCCAUCAUGAUGCUCAACUCAGACACCAUGGAGCUGGACCUGCCCCUCACCCACUCGGAGGCCGAGUCCGGCUUCAGCGACUGUGGGGGCGGGGCGGGCCCCGGCGGGGCGGGGCCCGGGGGGCCGAGAGGGGGCCCGGCCCGGGGCCUGGAGCCCGCAGAGCCGGGCAGGAAAGACCUGCAGCACUUGAGCCGCGAGGAGCGCCGGCGCCGGCGGCGCGCCACGGCCAAGUACCGCACGGCCCACGCCACGCGGGAACGGAUCCGUGUGGAAGCCUUCAACCUGGCCUUCGCCGAGCUGCGCAAGCUGCUGCCCACGCUGCCCCCCGACAAGAAGCUUUCCAAGAUUGAGAUCCUGCGCCUGGCCAUCUGCUACAUCUCCUACCUGAACCACGUGCUGGACGUGUGAACGCGGCCUGCCUCCCCCUGGGUCCACCCGUCUGCCCCGCGCCUCGCCGGGGUCCCUGCUCACCCGCUCCCUGCUUAGAACGGCCUCUCCU
This is a messenger RNA of Cervus elaphus (red deer), 947 nucleotides long. RefSeq names its product nescient helix-loop-helix 1 (gene NHLH1). NCBI's taxonomy places the organism in Eukaryota, Metazoa, Chordata, Mammalia, Artiodactyla, Cervidae. Gene Ontology annotation, molecular function: DNA-binding transcription factor activity, RNA polymerase II-specific; RNA polymerase II cis-regulatory region sequence-specific DNA binding; protein dimerization activity. Gene Ontology annotation, biological process: regulation of transcription by RNA polymerase II. The coding region runs from base 455 to 856 and encodes 133 amino acids. The record is from RefSeq and is a predicted model, not a curated record. The transcript has 2 exons.